Messenger RNA from Lathyrus sativus (Indian pea), 1329 nucleotides. NCBI's taxonomy places the organism in Eukaryota, Viridiplantae, Streptophyta, Magnoliopsida, Fabales, Fabaceae. The record is from the annotation of a GenBank genome assembly.
AUGGCAUGUUGCUGUAAGUACAACUAUUUGUUUCUUCACUCGCAUUUCUUGUGGAGAAGAGUUCCAUUUCCUCGCCGUCGCGUUACCGUAACCUCCACCGCCGGUAUCUACUCUCGCAAUUUUCAAUCUCCAAAGUUGCUCAGUUCUUCACGCGCACCACUCUCGAAGGGCUAUUGUACAGAAAGUUUAGAUUCGCGUGGAGAUGGAGUUGUUUCUUCAACUUCUCAGAGCAAUGCAACAUUGGCUCCAGAAAUUAGUUAUGGAGCUGCUCCAGCUGUGCAGCUCGGUUCUGUUAGCAAUGCGGAGGCUGUGGGGAGCAGUGAUUCUUUCAAUGGCAGAGUCAUGCUCAUUGAUGGCACAUCGGUCAUUCACAGGGCAUACUACAAGCUUUUAGCGAAACUGCACCAUGGUCAUCUAGCGCACGCUGAUGGAAAUGGAGAUUGGGUUUUGACGAUAUUUUCAGCGCUGUCAUUUAUAAUUGAUGUUCUGGAACUUAUCCCUUCCCAUGUGGUGGUUGUGUUUGACCAUGAUGGAAUUCCUUUUCGUCAUACUUGUAAUUCAUCAAAAGAAAGUUUUACUGCUAAAGGCCAGAACUUUAGGCACAAUCUAUACCCUUCGUACAAGAGCAAUCGUCCUCCUACUCCUGAUACCAUUGUUCAGGGACUUCAAUACCUGAAAGCAUCCAUCAAGGCUAUGUCCAUAAAAGUCAUUGAGGUUCCAGGUGUAGAAGCAGAUGAUGUGAUUGGAACAUUAGCCUUAAGGAGUGUUGAUGCUGGGUACAAGGUACGAGUUGUCUCCCCAGACAAAGACUUUUUUCAGAUUCUAUCUCCGUCAUUACGUCUCCUAAGAAUUGCUCCACGUGGUGACGAGGUGGUUUCAUUUGGAGUUGAGGACUUUGAAAAGCGAUAUGGAGGUUUGAAACCAUCCCAGUUUGUGGAUAUGAUUGCACUUUCUGGUGACAGAUCUGAUAAUAUUCCAGGAGUUAAUGGGAUUGGAGACACUUAUGCUGUGCAAUUGAUCAGUAAAUUUGGCACAUUGGAGAGGUUGUUGGAAUCUGUCGAUCAAAUCAAAGAGGAUCGCAUUAGAAAGACCUUAAUUGAAAAUGCCGAGCAGGCUCGAUUAAGCAAGGAAUUGGCAUUGUUGCGGUCUGAUCUCCCAUCCUACAUGGUACCAUUCGCUGGAAAAGAUCUCCUGUUUCAUAAACCCGAGGAUAAUGGCAGCAAAUUCAAAAGCCUUUUAACAGCUAUCAGUGCUUACGCGGAAGGGUUUUCAGCUGAUCCUAUCUUAAGGAGAACGGUUCGUCUGUGGGAAAAGUUAGACUCGAGGUGA